CAUGCAAAACUUCUCUUUUCUUUCCCUUGACUCGUUCUUCCAGAUUUCCGGCCUCGAAGAAACCGUACAAAGGCUUGUGCAACGACAAGCUUGUCAACUUUCUCGGCAUGAAGCUCAAAGGACUGGAGGAAAUGUUCGAUGACGUGGUGGAAGGUUUCAAGCGCGGUGGCCAUCUCGACCCAAAAUAAGAAUGACAAGGCCUUCUCUUGGGUAACUAGCAGCGAUGGCGACGAUGCCAGAGCCUUUUUGCGUGGGUGAUCUUGUGCUGCUGAGUACCGAGGAGAUUGAUGCCACAAUCCAGCCUCCCAAGUUCGUUGGGCCGUAUAAGAUCCAGGAGUGCUUGUCCGAGGCAAGUUUUCGGAUCCAGGUGCCGGGCUCCAUGGGUGUCGAGGGUGUUUUCAGGUUGAGUAGCUUGAUCCGGUUUAGCAGUGGGAGAGGUCCGAGCCGAGAGACGACACCCUCGAGCGGGGUAGUGAAUUCGGCUUCUCUCGGUGGUGGAAAGCAGGCGGCUCCAAUCCAGGGAACGAAGAACAAGAAGGAGAAGACGCUGCUUGUCAUCGGGGACAAUGUGGGAAUUCCGAGGGACGAACACGAACACUCGAAGCAGGUUUCCUCGGAGCUUGAUCGGCAGGUUUCCGCGGGGACAGUCGAGAGAAGCCAGGAUUCGCGGCCAAAAACCAGGAAACUCCGGAAGAAGUACCAGAGCCCAACGCUUGCGGCUCCAACUCCGGAUGCUGCUGCGAGAGACGAAGAAGGAGAAGAAAGACCUCGAGGGAUUCAAACAAGCGUAAGCCGCGAGGAUGGCAGUGAGCAGCAAGUUUCGUCCGAGCUGGACGGAUCGAGAGCGUCCCAGCGGCGGCUCAAGCGACUGCGAAAGGUCGAGCGAACAGCAGUGUGCCGUGACAACCCGACGCAGAGCCAAGACAAGAUCAAACAAGAAGUUGGCCAAGCGGUAAACCAAGCUCUCAAAGCAGAGGAGGCGCAGUGCUCGACUGAUCCGUCCCGGAGAGGAGCCGACGAAGGAGAAGAAGAAGGGAAGAGAGGCACUGGCCACAACAGCAGCGGGGCUCCAGCAGAUCAAGCGGGAGCCGGAAGAAGCAGCAGAGACGAUGCAGGAAAGCAAAAGAUGCUCAAAGAGGAGGAGGAGACGCCCGAGGAUGGGACGAUGGUGGUCGUGGACGGGGAGCCCGAGUGGGAGGUGGAGUCGAUCCUGGAGGAUCGACUUGCGUGUGGUGGGCGGAGGGGUCGUGAGUAUCUGGUGAAGUGGAAGGGAUACAGUGUGCAGGAAUCGACAUGGGAGCCUCGCGCAAAUCUCACUCACGUCAGCCGGCUGCUCAAGGAGUUCAUCAACAGGAAGAAGAAGAAGAGUGCCGGCAGCGCUGUGAGAGAUUCUUAGAUCCCCCUGUUGCUUUUCUGACUUGGAAACAAGCCAAACAAAAGCAGCAAGUACACAUUUGUUUCUUUUUUCUUUUAUUCUCAUGCACAUCGACAUUAGUUCCGCCA
Selaginella moellendorffii is the source of this 1503-nucleotide messenger RNA. RefSeq names its product tetraketide alpha-pyrone reductase 1. Gene Ontology annotation, cellular component: pericentric heterochromatin. Lineage: Eukaryota; Viridiplantae; Streptophyta; Lycopodiopsida; Selaginellales; Selaginellaceae. Bases 224 to 1396 code for a protein of 390 amino acids. The transcript has 2 exons. Gene Ontology annotation, biological process: negative regulation of transcription by RNA polymerase II; chromatin organization. The record is from RefSeq and is a predicted model, not a curated record. Gene Ontology annotation, molecular function: chromatin binding; oxidoreductase activity, acting on the CH-OH group of donors, NAD or NADP as acceptor.